AUGUACAGCUCCAUGGAGAUUCACAUGGUCCCCAUGGCCUUGGAACUGCCACGUAACCUCCAGGCGAUACUUCCAUAUCUUCUAUUGGCAGCCCUCGGCUUUUUGCUCAAGCGGAAGCUACUAUCACCAAUCUCUGAUAUCAAGGGCCCCUUGGUUGGCGAGCACCAAAAGCAUGGCGAUUUCGUCCGUAUCGGCUAUAACGAGGUGUCGUGCAGCCACCCAGAUAGCAUCACCGCUAUCCUGGCACCAUCAUACCGGAAGGCGAGUUGGUAUCAAGCACUUGCCGUCCCUGACAAGCAUCACCAAACACCCAUGUCAGAGUGUGACCCCAAGCGACACCGAGAACGAUCAUCUAUCACUGCCAGCAGUUAUUCCCUCACAAGUCUGAUCAAGUCGGAAAAUAUUGUCGACACAUGCAUUGCGGAAUUCCAACAGCAGCUCAAGAAGCUCGCUGGAGUUGAUCAGGCCAUUGACCUUGGAGAGUGGCUUAACUAUAUUUCCUUCGAUGUCAUUGGGGAGUUGACCUUCUCGCAGCGCUUGGGAUUUGUGAGAAAUGGUGCAGACAUCGAUAACUCCAUAAGCAGUAUGCGCUUCCUCAUGAUUUACCAAGCUGUCAUGGGAUACAUGUAUUGGUUGCACCCGUUCAUCCUCCACAGUCCCUUUUCUGGCUUCUUUGAUCUCAGGCCGCAUGCUCACAUUUUCAAAACCGUCAGUGCCGCUGUGGAUAAGCGCCGAGAGAAUCCAAACGUCCGACAUGACAUGGUCUCGCAAUGGAUCAAAAAUAUCCGCAAGUGGCCCGAGCGUAUGGAGGAGCGUGAGAUCCUGGCCGUUGCUAGUAUGACCACUAUUGCCGGCUCCGAGACCAUGACCGGAGCGCUGUCAAACAUGUUCUACUUUCUCUUGAAAAACCCUGACUGCAUGGCUAAACUGAAGAGAGAAUUGAGCAAGGCCCAGGCGGCUGGUGAGCUGUCGCCUGUCGUUCUCCAUGAAGAGGCCAAGAAGCUUCCUUACCUCCAGGCUUGUAUCAAAGAAAGUCUUCGAUAUUUUGCUCCUGUGCCAUUCGGUUUGCCUCGGGUGGCCCCCAAGGAAGGAGUUACAUUGGGCGGCCGCUAUUUCGAGGCUGGUACUAUUCUAUCCGUCAAUCCGUUUGUCAUCCAGCGCGAUCGCCGCUACUUCGGCGAGGAUGCCGAAGUAUUCAACCCAGAGCGAUGGCUACGCCCCGAGGCACCACGCUACGAAAAGUACCUUAUCACAUUUGGCACCGGAUAUAAUGGCUGUCCAGGCAAGCAGUUUGCAUUUGCGGAGAUUGGUAAAAUUACUGCAUCUGUGGUACGUGACUUUGACUUUGAGUUUGAGAAAGUCGGCACCGAUUGGAAGCACCGUAGCAAUUUUACUAUCGCACAAAGUGACUGGCCAGUGAAAGUAUCUCAAGCAGCGCCGGUGGAGAAUUGA
This is a messenger RNA of Penicillium canariense, 1452 nucleotides long. Its product is annotated as cytochrome P450. The transcript is spliced from 6 exons. The record is from RefSeq and is a predicted model, not a curated record. Bases 1 to 1452 code for a protein of 483 amino acids. Lineage: Eukaryota; Fungi; Ascomycota; Eurotiomycetes; Eurotiales; Aspergillaceae. Gene Ontology annotation, molecular function: iron ion binding; monooxygenase activity; heme binding.